This is a messenger RNA of Tarenaya hassleriana, 1017 nucleotides long. RefSeq names its product protein HHL1, chloroplastic. The transcript is spliced from 6 exons. NCBI's taxonomy places the organism in Eukaryota, Viridiplantae, Streptophyta, Magnoliopsida, Brassicales, Cleomaceae. The record is from RefSeq and is a predicted model, not a curated record. The coding region runs from base 91 to 795 and encodes 234 amino acids.
UCGGUGUCGUGGAUAAGAUCCCAACCACGAAUCUCUUGUCCCCUAAAUUUCUCCAUUUGGAAGGGCAAAAGCUCGAAGCUCUGUUUGGUAAUGGAGGUGGGUAUGUCUCUGAACGCACUGGUUCAGCUUCCGCUGAGGAACUCGGGAAGGCUCGAAGAUGGUGGCGGGUUUGUGAAGCACCACUGUCUGGCGGGCUGGAGAACUGGCUUCCGGGAUUCGGCGGCGCCGCGGCGACGGAGGGGGUUGGUGGUUGAGGCGAAGGGGAAGAAGGGAAUGGCGGCGCGUCAGUAUCAGCGCCCACCGCCUCCGCCGUUGCCGAAGAUCGAAGACGACGGUAACCCUCGUUUCGUCAUCUUCAUCCGCAUGGCCAAUGUGUAUCUUUGGUACCCUCUCAGCAUAAUAACCGGUGGUACCACCGCCAAGAUCAUGGUCGCUGCGAAAGACAACUUAUUGGGGAAGUAUAUCUACAAAGACACCAUUGCCAGAAACCUUGCAGCUGUUAUUUACAAAGACGAGAAGGAGAUACAAAAGACGGCAUUCAAGCAGUUUCGUGUUUUACGAAAUGCUACAGAGUUCCGAUAUGGUUACAAGCUUGUCGAAAAUGGCAAUGUGAGAGCUGCACUAACCACCACAGAUGUCAUCGAGCUCCCGACACAAGACAAGCUUAAGACAGUGGUUGAUAAAGUGAAAGACUUUUUCGGGGACGCUAAAGAAUCGUUUGGGAAGUUGACAGCAUUGAACUCUGGUGCCGAUGGAGACACUGAAGAAAGCCCGGAGGAGAAAGCCAAGGCAUGAGGCUGAAAACCCGAGGAUCGAUCAGCCAUUUUUGCUGUUCCGGGACGUAGACUCACGGCCGGAGAUAUUCACGGGACACAAUCAGAUGUUUUAUUCUGUGUGCAGUUUUCUUUAGUACAUUUCCUUGUAAUAUAUAACCGAAAGAAUCUGUGGUGUUUCUGCACAUGUGUUGAAAAGGGAAGAGCCUUUACAAAUUUUCAUCCAAGAAAGUGUUUUUUUUUU